Tachyglossus aculeatus (Australian echidna) is the source of this 1349-nucleotide messenger RNA. RefSeq names its product CD28 molecule (gene CD28). Gene Ontology annotation, cellular component: membrane; external side of plasma membrane. The transcript is spliced from 4 exons. The coding region runs from base 16 to 678 and encodes 220 amino acids. Gene Ontology annotation, biological process: positive regulation of T cell proliferation; T cell receptor signaling pathway; T cell costimulation. Lineage: Eukaryota; Metazoa; Chordata; Mammalia; Monotremata; Tachyglossidae. The record is from RefSeq and is a predicted model, not a curated record.
AAGUCCACCACCACAAUGAUUGUCAAGAUGCUGUUCACACUUGGCUUCUUCCCGUUGGUUCAAGUAACAGAAGUCAAGAUUUUGGUAAAACAGCCUCCCUUGCUUGUAGCAACCAAUAAUGAAGUAAAACUCAUUUGCAACUACAUCUAUAACGGAUCCAGGACAGAAUUCCGAGCUUCCCUCCAGAAAGGAGUAGACAGUGCGGUCGAGACCUGCUCGCUAUAUGGGAAUGUUUCCCACCAGGAAAAUUCUCCGUCAAAUAAAGAAUUCAACUGCCACGGCAUAUUUAAUGAAACAACAAUGACAUUUCAUCUUUGGGACCUGCUUGCUAACCAAACAGAUAUUUACUUCUGCAAAAUUGAGGUCAUGUAUCCUCCUCCCUACUACCACAAUGAUAAGAGCAAUGGAACCAUCAUUCACGUGAAAGAAAAGCUGAAAUGCCCAGAUAUGAACCAUCAACCCCCAAAACCCUUUUGGGCUGUUGUAGCAGUUGUUGGAGUACUUGCUUUCUACAGUAUGCUAAUUACAGUGGCUUUUUGCAACUGCUGGCUGAGGAACAAGAAGAAUAGGAUCCUCCAGAGUGACUAUAUGAACAUGACUCCCCGCCGGCCUGGACCGACCAAAAAGCAGUACCAGCCCUACGCUCCAUCCCGAGACUACGCUGCCUAUCGCUCCUGACACAGACCUCUAAACAGAUACAAAGCAGCCAACAUCCCUCCUACAACCUAGCACUGCUCACCAAAUAAGAAGGACGAUUUUCAAUUCACAUUAGCUGGUUCCGCCUGCUCUCCUGCAGAGCCCAAUAGCUCUUUGCUCGUGUUGACAGGCCCAAACUCACAGGACAUUUUUGGCAUGAAAAAGUUGGGGUUUUUUCUUUUUUUCUUAUUUUUUUGAUGACAGCAAGUACUGUUCUCAAGUUAAUGAUGUGAUUGGGCUUCAGUGGGGGAAAAGGAAAAAAAUGGUAUAGACUUUCUACUGAUUUCACCAGUAACCCUCAAUUCACCCUGAACUGUUGGUUCAGCCCAGGUUUUCCACUUUCACCUCCCACACAACCUUCCCCUCUUUUCUUUAAACCUCCUGUCUAAAUCAAGUAGUAUGUCAUAGGCAUUGACUUUUAUAAGUUGAUUUAAGGGAAAAAGACUAGGCUUUCAAGUGUUUUCUUCAGGGCAAAGAAGACAUUGUAAUUUUUGAAUAUUUUUUAGUGAAGACCUGACUCUGAUGAAGGCUUCCAUUUGAUCACCUUCUUCAUCACCAUCAAUAUUUAUUGAGCACCUACUAUGUACAGAGCACUAUACUAGAUACUUGGAGCGCAUAUAAUCAAAGUAGAAGAAAUGGACUCUGCCCCUGAG